AUGUCUACGUCUCUCCUGCACACACAGCUCGGGCUAAGCUCGUCCGACCCCCAGGCCUCGCUGCGCCUGUCCCAGCAAGCUCCCUCAUUCCUGCAGACGCAGCCCUCCCGCUUCCCUUCAUUCCCCUUCUCGAUCUUCACCCAGCGCGAAACACCGGAGCUAUGGACGAGCUACGAGCAGCUGCUGGCUGCCUGCCUACGGACGGGAGACGACAAGUCUGCGCGGGAGUGUCUGGAUAGAUUGUCGAGUCGGUUUGGAAAGGACAACGAGCGGGUUAUGGGGCUGCAAGGGCUAUAUGAUGAGGCUACUGCGCCGGACGAGGCGGCGCUGAAGAAGGUGUUGGAGAAGUACGACGGUAUUCUCAAGGAGAAUCCAGUCAAUGUUCCAGUGUUGAAGCGACGGGUUGCUGUUCUACGGUCUCUAGGCAGAGCUGGUGAGGCUAUAUCCAGCAUGGUAGAGUUCCUGGAUGCAUUCCCAACUGAUGCAGAGGCAUGGUGUGAGCUGUCGGACCUGUAUCACAGCCAGGGUCUCUCUUCACAGUCCAUCUUCUGUCUCGAAGAAGCUCUCCUCAUCCUGCCAAAUGCAUGGAACUUGCAUGCACGGCUAGGAGAGUUGCUGUAUAUAUCAACACACUCCCCCGAGUCCGCAGAAACGACGCUAAAACCCCUGGCGGAGUCUGUACGACGCUUCUGCCGAAGCAUCGAGCUCUGCGACGAUUAUCUGCGCGGGUACUACGGGCUGAACCUGAGUACCGCUCGGCUGCUGGAGAGGCUAGGCCCCAAGUCGAGACGAGACGAGACGCUGCCAACAGCCGAGACGACACAGAAGCUCAAUGAGCUGUCCGUGCAGAAGUUGCGAGAGAUUGUAACGGAGAGAUGCAAGGACGGACGGAGCCCGGAGUUCAAUGAGAGCGAGCUCAUCGCAGCCCAGGCGCUGCUUGACCGGCUGUCCAAGUCAAGCUGA
Messenger RNA from Trichophyton benhamiae CBS 112371, 963 nucleotides. RefSeq lists its product as uncharacterized. Bases 1 to 963 code for a protein of 320 amino acids. Gene Ontology annotation, cellular component: EMC complex. Gene Ontology annotation, molecular function: protein binding. Gene Ontology annotation, biological process: protein folding in endoplasmic reticulum. The record is from RefSeq and is a predicted model, not a curated record. Lineage: Eukaryota; Fungi; Ascomycota; Eurotiomycetes; Onygenales; Arthrodermataceae. The transcript is spliced from 4 exons.